Ailuropoda melanoleuca (giant panda) is the source of this 4381-nucleotide messenger RNA. It is a transcript of the gene MYCBPAP, whose product is annotated as MYCBP associated protein. The record is from RefSeq and is a predicted model, not a curated record. NCBI's taxonomy places the organism in Eukaryota, Metazoa, Chordata, Mammalia, Carnivora, Ursidae. The coding region runs from base 130 to 3084 and encodes 984 amino acids. The transcript is spliced from 19 exons.
UGGUUGCCAUGGACGCGUUGGCGGCCGCUGGCCGCAGGGCGCGCGCGCGCGGGGUCGCCGGGGUGUCGCACAGCUUCGUUAUCCCAGGUCCCCGUGGCGCAGGGCCACGCUCACAGCCCGGGCGACACCAUGAAGUCUGUAAAGGAGUCCCGCCUCAGAAUACCUGCAAACAGAUUCUUGGAGGCCGCAGAAAUCAUUAAAGAAAAGAAGCGGGCAAAGGUAGCUGAACAGCUCACACCCCCCAUUCAGGAGGAACCUGAGCCCGUUAGCAAUGUCCUACAAGGGGAUGACAUUCUUGCCUUAGCCAUUAAGAAGGAAAACCUGAAGAAGCAACACAUUCCUCGCUUUAUUGAGACACAAGCUAGACCUGCCAUUACCCAGAAAUUUAUCGUCCGUAAGCUCAAGCCCAAGGAUCCGAAGAGGAAGGUCUGCCACUUGGUAGCACGUCCUGCCACUCCAGAUGCAGCCACGAAGCCCCUGGACUACUCUGGCCCAGGUGACAGCUUCCAUGGCUGUGACCAGAUCCUGCCCCAUCACAUCUUGGGGAGUCUCCAGGACUUUAAGAGAAUUGCAGUUGCUCAAGGGAACACCCAGCUGGCUGAGCUGAUACGCAGCCCGCCGGGUCUAGUGACCCUCAUCUCGGCUAAAGAAGAGCCAAAGCAGAAAGUCCCCAAAGAAAAGAAGCCCCAUCCCUGGGCCCCACCUCCUCAGCACAACUUUCUCAAAAACUGGCAGCGCCACAUCGCCCUGCGGAAGAAGCAACAGGAAGCCCUCAGUGAACACCUGAAGAAGCCAGUGAGCGAGCUGCUGAUGCACACUGGGGAGACCUACAGACAGAUCCAGGAGGAACGGGAGCUCAUUGACCGCAUACUUGCAACACAGCAUGAUGGGAAGUGCCGUGAGGAGACCAGUGGGUUCUGGAGUCGCCUGGAAUACUUGGGAGAUGAAUUGACGGGUCUGGUAAUGACAAAGACGAAAGCUCAGCGUGGCCUCCUGGAACCAAUCACUCACGUCAGGAAGCCCCAGUGCAUCCAGGCGGAGAUGGGGCUGCCGGCUCAGGAGGAGGCUCGGUACCGCCACACCUGGGAUCGGAGUCUGUUUCUGAUCUACCGACGCAUGGAGCUGCAGAGGCUCCUGGCGGAGCUCGAUUUCAGCCAGCAGGAUAUCGAUGGCCUGGAGGUGGUGGGCAGAGGGCAGCCUUUCACGUCUGUUAAGGUGGAAGACGACUCAGUAUUUGACAGGAGCCAGGAAAGUUCCUCUGAAGACACGGUGUCCUUAGACUUCGCCAGUUACCCUGAUGUGGUCCCCGUGCCUAUUCUUGGCCCUUCUCUGCUGUUCUGUGGGAAGCCAGCUUGCUGGAUCAGAGGCAGUAACCCACAGGACAAGAAGCAUGUUGGAAUUGCUGUCCGCUUGACCUUCGAAACUCUAGAGGGGGAGAAGACAUCUUCGGAACUGACCGUGGUCAAUAACGGCACAGUGGCCAUCUGGUACGACUGGCGGCGGCGGUCCCAGCUGGACUCUUUCCAAGGCCUGAAGAGAAACAGGAUGCCGCGGUUUUAUUUUAACAACCGGGAAGGUGUGAUUCUGCCUGGAGAAACGAAAACCUUUACCUUCUUCUUCAAGUCUUUGCAAGCUGGGAUCUUCAGGGAAUAUUGGGAGUUUGGGACCCACCCCACCCUAUUAGGAGGGGCUCCCCUGCAGGUCAAUCUCUACGCUGUCUCCCUGACCCAGGACAUUUUUAGGGAAGAAAGGAAGUUACUGAAGCGCAAGCUGGCUGCCCACGAAGCAGUCACCAUCGUGGAGAGCGUGCUGCAGGAGCUGCUGAGUGGGAUCCUGACCCCGGAGCGUGCACAGUCCCCCGUGGACGCCUAUCUCACCGAGGAGGACUUGUUCCACCAUCAGAAUCCUCGGCUGCAUUACCAGUACCAGGUGGUAGAAAGCCUGCACGGCCUGUGGCGCCAGUACUUGGUCCUGACCCCCAAGGCCCAGGAGGCCAGGCCCAGUGAGGAGGAGCACCUCAGCCCUAGGACCCGGGCUGCCGCGACUCCACCAGCCUCCUCCGAGAAGCCCUCCAUGAUCAGGGAGCCUUCCGCACACUUCAAGAGCCCCAUCUCAGAAUCCCAGCUGUCCCGGCCGGAGAAUGAAACCUUGAGGGACUCCCGAGAUGCUUUUGGGUCGCAGAAGCCUGGGGCAGGGGCGCGGGUGUCCCAGGGGAAGAGCAUUAUGGAGGAGAUCCUGGUGGAGGGGAGCCCAGACCCGUGGAAUACCAAGAGCCCCUGGGAACUGGAUGGCCUUCCCCCACCUGAAUGGAACCUCUGCUUGGAAGAUUUCAGAAAGGCAGUGAUGGCACUCCCCGAGGAGAGCCAGAGGGAAGACGCCCUCGUCAGGCUCAACAAAGCAGCCCUGGAGCUCUGCCAGGAGCAGAGGCCCCUGCAGUCUGACUUCCUGCACCAAGUGUGUUUGCAGCUGUGGCGGGAUGUGAUCGAUGGCCUGGUGAGCCAUUCCCUGUGGCUAAGGGCUCUGCUGGGCCUGCCCGAGAAGGAGACCGUCUAUUUGGACAUUCCAGAAGAGCAAGAUAGAAAGUCUCCUCCUGGCACGGAAGUGAAAAUAACUACCACGAAAUUUGGGAAGGAGGACCGGAAAGGGGCAGCCCAGGAAAAGAAGCAGCUGGGAAUCAAAGAGGACAAAAAAGCAGCCAAGUUGCCAGGGAAAGAGGACCGUUCAAACAGCAAGAAGCACAAGGCAAAGGAUGACAAGAAACCGACGAAGUCUUCGAGUCGGGACAGGCUUUCCUUGGAAGACCCUGCCCCUGACAGCACGACCCCUUCUCAGGAACCCAUAGACCCCCUGGUCAUGGAGAAGUACACCAGGGGGCUGCAGACAGAGAAGCAAUCAGUGCCUAGUGUGUCCAUGCUGGAAGACGGAAGCAGAGCCGCCCUUGUGAAGGGCAUCCUAGUGUGCAAGACAGACCUCGUGCACAAGCGACACACCCCGUAUGUUAGGUGGCAAGCACUCUGGAAGAGAGAGAGAGAACCCGGGGCCAGGGGUGGGGAAGGCCUGGGUGCCAGCAGGGAGCCUCCCUGAGAAGGGGACAUCGAACAGACUUGAAGGGAGGUGAGAGGUGGCCCUGUGGCCAUGGAGGAAGAGUGCCCUGGGCAGAGGGGGCAGCUAACUCAGGGGAGAGAGUGGGCCGGGAGGACAGAAGGCAGGGAGGCCACCGAGAGGGAGCAAGUCACAAGUCAGGUGGGGCUCUGCAGGCCACUGUGUGGAUCUAGGGUUUUUCUGAGUGACAUGAGAAGUCCGCAGGGGUUCGAAUGGAGGAGUGACACAGUGUGACUUGGGAGAUCACUCUGGCUGCAGUUAGGAAAACAGACUGGAGGCACAGAGCGGCAGCCCCUCCCCUUUCUGCUGCUCCCACUUCCCCUCUGCCUGAGGUGCCCUUGGUAGAGAUGUCCCUGGGGGGGAACAGCCUGUCGUAGAGUGAAUUUCCAGCAAGUGUAAGGGUUGUGGCGCACUGGAGAGACUUCAUGCUGGCACGUUCUUAAGCUGCAAGUCCGGAGAGAUUCACCCAGGUAUUGUGUUCCGUUCUUUGUUAUUGUUUCGGAAGAGAGGUCCACAAAGCCACACUUGAUUGUCACCGUGUCUAAUGGCGGUGCUUUGUCUGCCUCCGGUGUGGACGGCUAGAUGGUAGGGAUUGCGUCAUGGACAUUGUGGUAACGCCCCAGAUCGCAUUUGAGCAGAAGUUCCAUUUGCUGCUGGUGACAUCACACGAUUUCUGAAGGUUGAUGGGGUUUAGAAAGGAAUCCGAGGGCUCUCUGGAAUGAAGAAUCAGCUUGUCAAGGCUCCUGUGGUCCAGCCCCAUGGGAGGGCACGGUCCUGGGGACAUUUCAGUCUGUGGAUCUAUGAUCUUACCAGAAGGAAAGCUGACCCCUGGGUGGCCGGGGUGGAGCUGGACCACCCACCCCCGGGGCUACAUGGGUACCGUUCCCUGGAAUUACCCCUUUAACCACUCCAGGCUCUUGUGCCCCCAUAUGUCCCAAAGGCUUGGUGCAGGAUUACUUCCCCAGGCAGUUUGAAAAAUAAAACUAUUUGUAAAAACAAAAGUUCCACAGAAACGCCGCAGGUUUGGUUUUACCCCUUCUGCGGCUCUUCCGUCUUGGUGUAGACCUGUCCAGCCUCAUCGCAGGCUGGGAGCUCGCUGUCCGCAGAGCGAACCUCUGGCUGUGGUUUCACCCCGUUCUUCCAGGUCUACGGGCUGCUGGACACCCUGGUGACUGAUCUGAUGGUCCUGGCUGACGAGCUCAGACCCGUAAAGGAUGUCGAGGAGACUUUACGUUUUUGUACCUGACUCAUGUGCCCCAGAGGCCUUCUGGGAAACUGG